Drosophila eugracilis is the source of this 991-nucleotide messenger RNA. It is a transcript of the gene Not11, whose product is annotated as CCR4-NOT transcription complex subunit 11. Bases 236 to 922 code for a protein of 228 amino acids. The transcript has 4 exons. Gene Ontology annotation, cellular component: CCR4-NOT complex. Lineage: Eukaryota; Metazoa; Arthropoda; Insecta; Diptera; Drosophilidae. The record is from RefSeq and is a predicted model, not a curated record. Gene Ontology annotation, biological process: negative regulation of translation; mRNA catabolic process.
UUUAUAGCUUGUUAUUUAUAUUGUGUUAACUUAACUGAAUUCCUCUCAUCUUACGCUUAUUCCCACACUAAACUACAUAUAUGAUUGCAUUUACAAGUUAUUUUUCAGACCUCCCAACCUCCGACUAAGGUCACACUAAAUUUGUUUAUGCAUUAAUUUUUUAGGACAAUACAAAAUAAAACUUAUAAAAAGUUGUGGCAUAAACGUUAAAUUAAAUUAAAAUUAGUUAGCCACUAUGUUUUUGUCGAUCGCGCCGCCCUUAAUGGAUUUCGAGGACGAGCUGCUGUGGAUAAAUCAGUCGAACAGCGAUAAGGUUGAGAUCUUGUACGACAAAUCCAACUAUGUUACUCCCAAUACAAAACACCUCAUAGAACAGGCGUUUCUUCAGCCCCUCAGCCUGCAGGAUCAGCAUAUUUUAUUUGACGAUCUGCUAAAACAAAACACGGACAUUGCACGACAGUAUGGACUGACUCCGGCCAAACUACCUCUCCUAGUUGAAAACAAUCCACUAAUUUCCAUUGAGAUUUUAUUAAGACUGAUGAUGACCACCGACAUAACAGAGUAUUUCAGUAUAUUGGUAAAUAUGGACAUUACGCUGCACUCCAUGGAAGUGGUGAACAGACUAACCACUUCAGGGCCUUUGCCUACGGAGUUUAUUCAUUUAUACAUUAGCAAUUGCAUCUCAACCUGCGAAACAGUUAAGGAUAAGUACAUGCAAUCCCGACUCGUGCGGCUGGUCUGCGUAUUUCUUCAGUCUUUGAUCCGUAACAAGAUUGUGAACGUUAAGGAACUAUUCAUUGAGAUCGAGGCGUUCUGUGUGGGAUUUAGCAAAAUCAAGGAAGCUGCUGCUCUGUACCGUCUCAUCAAACACUUAGAAACCGGUGAAAGUGCCCUGUCUUCCAACUCCCUAACAAAGCAAUGAUCUGAUCUUUUGCUGUUUUAAAAGCUAGCUCAUAAAUAUCAAAAUAAAAUUUAAAAAACUCCCGAUGUA